AUGCCUGCUAAAAUGGCACUGGCCAGUUCAAUUUCUAGCAAAGCAGCACCACCACACUCCAGAAAAGUUUCUGCAGCAGGGGUGGAAGCGCACCAGAGCAAGAUGGAUUUUUUUUGCAAGCUGGGCUAUGGUAAGCAGGACAUCUGCAAAGUGCUGAAGAAUCUGGGCCAAGAGGCCCUGGAGGACGAUGUGCUGAAAGAGCUGAUUCGGAUGGGGAGCAAACCUCAGGCUCUGGAGAACCAGGCUCAGCCUUCCCAACUAAAGCUUGUUGCCCGUGGAUCGUAUGGCACCACACCAGGGCUGAAGUGUCUUGGAGAAGAUGGAAGUGAUUCUUCUGAUUCUUUGAGACCCAUUGUGAUCGAUGGCAGCAAUGUUGCAAUGAGUCAUGGAAACAAGGAGGUGUUCUCCUGCUGGGGGAUCCAGCUGGCAGUGGAUUGGUUUCGCGAGAGGGGGCACACUUACAUCAAAGUUUUUGUCCCACUCUGGAGGAAGGAACCCCCUCGACAAGACAGCCCCAUUGCAGAUCAGCACAUUCUUGCGGAGCUGGAAAAGCAAUCAGUCCUGGUGUACACCCCCUCUCGGAAGGUGAAAGGCAAGAGGGUGGUGUGCUAUGAUGAUCGCUACAUAGUGAAAGUUGCUUAUGAGAAUGACGGAGUCAUUGUUUCCAAUGACCACUACCGGGAUCUCCAAAAUGAAAACCCCGAGUGGAAAUGGUUCAUUGAGCAGCGACUACUCAUGUACUCUUUUGUCAGCAACAGGUUUAUGCCUCCUGAUGAUCCAUUAGGCCGGCAUGGACCUACCUUAAAUAACUUCCUCAGCAAAAAGCCAGUGCUUCCUGAGAAGAAAUGGCAGCCUUGCCCUUAUGGUAAAAAAUGCACCUAUGGCAAUAAAUGCAAAUUUUACCAUCCAGAGAGACAACAUCAAGCUCAGCUUUCAGUUGCUGAUGAGCUCAGGGCCAAAACAAAGGUCCCAUUAGCCCUAGGGAAAGAGGAGGAGAGGUGUCAGUGCUCACCUUACGAAGCCAGAGGAGAGCCUGCACCCUGCAAUGCCUGCAUGGAAACUCUGCGGGAAGCCACAGGCUGCUCUGGGCCUUCCUGCUACCGGGGCAGGUCCCAGGGGAGCUGUUCUGAGCAGACAUUCUGUGCCUGGGCCAGCAGUCCUGGCUGUGACCUGGGGCUGGAUCAAUGCUUGGCACAGCCGGAGCCUCUCCUGGAGAGGAUGUCAGCAGUGUCCAUCAGUGAAGACACCUGUGGCUGCAGCUGGACCCUGUGCACCUCUCAGGACACAGGGGGCAUGGACAGCCCUCACCCCGGCACUGACCUCAGGCACAAACUGAUGUCACUUCGUCACCCCCAGGGCUUGGACCACAGAGGCUCAACCAGGUGCCCUUGCCAGCAGAGAGUGCUCCCACCUGUGCGAGGCAGGGUGUGCCCAGAGCACGGCUGGGCUCAGGAGCACCACGGCGUGCACGGAACAGGUCACGGGAGCCACUCCAUCCCUGGUGGUGCUCAGCACAAACAGGGCCUGGAGACCCAGCACCCUGCUUUGCUGCAAUCCACAGCUCUGGCCCCUGACAGGCUUCCCCUCUACAGUGAGAGCCAGCUGCAGCAGCACCGCUGUUUCCACAGCCAACCCUCAGGGCAACCCUUUCAGUCAGAUUCCAACAAUGGAAUGGGCUUAUUCCAGAAAACUCAUGCUUAUUCCAGUGUCUCUUACAGGGGCUACUGGCCCAGCCCAGCUGCAAGGCCACCUUCUGCCCGGCAAAUGAACAUACCCAGGGAGCUGUGCUCCCCUUAUCCUCACUGUGUGAUGAGCCGGGUCAUGACUUUGUAUCCCAGUAUCCAGGAUAAGGGGACUGGAGCACCUCCCCUAUGA
Messenger RNA from Cinclus cinclus, 1875 nucleotides. It is a transcript of the gene ZC3H12D, whose product is annotated as zinc finger CCCH-type containing 12D. Lineage: Eukaryota; Metazoa; Chordata; Aves; Passeriformes; Cinclidae. Bases 1 to 1875 code for a protein of 624 amino acids. The transcript is spliced from 5 exons. Gene Ontology annotation, molecular function: mRNA binding; metal ion binding; RNA endonuclease activity. The record is from RefSeq and is a predicted model, not a curated record. Gene Ontology annotation, biological process: nuclear-transcribed mRNA catabolic process, RNase MRP-dependent; 3'-UTR-mediated mRNA destabilization. Gene Ontology annotation, cellular component: cytoplasmic ribonucleoprotein granule; nucleus.